CAGUUUAUACUGUAUGUUGUGCCUGAUAAAAAUUCUCCUUUUUUUGCAGCAGUUUCAGUUAUGGAAAGUAAAGGAGCUUUGGUCAGACCUGUGGUUUCCUUCUCACCAAACUGGGCCACAAUAGCUAAGAAUGACUCUAUAACUCUCAUAUGUAACGUGAGUUCUACUUCUCUACUAAACCAGAGAUAUUCCUGGUACAAGGACAAUGAGAGGAUAAAGGGAGAGGAGUGGAGCUUUAGAAUUGAGAAUGCAGAAGAGAAGAACAGAGGGAAUUACCAGUGUCAGACUGGAACCAGUGAGAGAAGUGACCCGGUGACACUGAACGUUACAAAUUAUCGUGUGAUUCUGCAGGCGCCCCCAAGUGUUGAUGAAGGGGACCAACUGACUCUGAGAUGUUACACUCCUAAUUAUAAAGCAAAAUAUACAACAUUCUAUAAAGAUAAUGUAAACAUAUCAUCCUCCCCUACUGAUACAGUCACAUUGGAUGCAAGUGUGGGAAUGACUGGUACAUACAAAUGUAUAACACUCCUGCAGCUUUAUCCCGAUCAUUACCAUCCUUAUAUAUCUGCUGAUAUAGUCAUAACCAUCCAAGAGCGUUUUUCCAUCCCAGAGAUCAGAGCAAAUAAUAAUUCAUUACAGGAGGGAGAUCUACUGAAUAUAUCCUGCCAUACAGUCCUUAAUCCAGCCAGAGCCAAUACAGAGCUACAGUUUGCUUUCUACAGAAAUGGGCACAAUGUGCAGGGAUUUCAUUCAUCCAAUCAUUACACCAUCCAAUCAGCUCGGCCUCAGGACUCUGGGAAUUACUCCUGUCAUACAGCAGCUCCAUCAGUCAAUGUAACGAAGGGGAGCAAACAGCUAACCAUCUACAUAGAGGGUGAAUAUGAAGUGCCAGGUAGAUAUAUAUCCUACAUGGUUGGUGGGAGCCUCGUGGCACUACUGAUCCUCACAGUCGCUAUUAUAUUCAUGUGCAGGAGAAAAGCAUCGCACUGUAACCGACAGUCACACAGGACAGACUCAGAAACCUCUUUUACUUGUUGUGGGAUUGAAAAUCAAGGCCACGGCCCAAACUCUGCAAGAGAUGUUGGAAAAUUUGACUCCUGCAACUUUUCCACCAGAGGCCUCCAUGAUGAUGAAGACAUUUCUUAUGCUGCACUUGCCUUCAAAGGUCAAACGAAAGUUUCCACCAGAAGCCUCCAUGAUGAAGACAUUUCUUAUGCUGCCCUUGCCUUUAAAGGUCAAAAUAAAGUUUCCACUAGAGGCCUCCAUGACGAAGAAGACAUUUCUUAUACGGCACUUGCCUUUAAAGGUCGAAAGAAAGAUAUGAAAUCCCCAGCCAGCAAUGUUGACACAUACGCACAACUGAAGAAUCAAGCACGUAGAUAGAUGUCCUGUCUGUAGAACGAGACAUUACUGGAUCUUCCAGCAGGGUUUCCGAAACCUCAUCAGAAAGACAUACACAUAUUCAUGGUUUUCUUUAUUGCUGUUAAAAUAACUUCUUUUUACAGGUACCGUUAUCUGGAAACCCAUUAUCCAGAAUGUUCAGAAUUCCAAGAAGGCCGUCUGCCAUAG
Molecule: messenger RNA, 1569 nt
Organism: Xenopus laevis (African clawed frog)
Lineage: Eukaryota; Metazoa; Chordata; Amphibia; Anura; Pipidae
Product: high affinity immunoglobulin gamma Fc receptor I-like
Exons: 12
Coding region: 61-1383 (440 amino acids)
Source: RefSeq, a predicted model, not a curated record